Caenorhabditis elegans is the source of this 1059-nucleotide messenger RNA. It is a transcript of the gene Y19D10A.2, whose product is annotated as Serpentine receptor class r-10. Lineage: Eukaryota; Metazoa; Nematoda; Chromadorea; Rhabditida; Rhabditidae. The coding region runs from base 1 to 1059 and encodes 352 amino acids. The transcript has 7 exons. The record is from RefSeq and is marked reviewed.
AUGCAACUCAACGAUGCGAUUUUUCUGAAUUCCUCGGUAAUUUGCGCGAUUUUUAUAAACACUGUCCUAAUACUUUUGAUACUCAAAAAGUCGCCAGCAUCUCUUGGAGCCUAUAAGUAUCUUAUGAUUUAUAUAAACAUUUUUGAGCUAACCUAUGCGAUUUUGUAUUUUGCGGAGAAACCGAUUAUGCUUACAAAAGAGUCUGCAUUUUUAAUAAUCAUGAACUGGAGAGAAUCUAUUUUUCCGAAAUAUGCAGCGUGCACUCUAAAUCUGCUUUUUAUUGGCUUCUUUGGUAUGUCAGUUGCUAUUCUGGCCCUUCAUUUUAUUUAUCGAUACCUCAGUAUCACAAAGAGCAAUCUAUUGAAAACAUUCGAUUCGUGGAAAAUUGUGCCAUGGUUUAUGAUACCAUUGCUGAACGGAAUAACAUUUAUGUGUACAGCCGGAUUUUUAAUGCGGGCCGACGAGCAAACUGAUCGAUUCAUAAAUGAAAACUAUCCACCACUUGUCAAAAACCUCUCAACUAUUAAUGAUCUCUACUAUGUGGGGCCAUUGUUCUGGCCCAAAUACGCCAACUCAAUGACCGAGCAUUUUUUCAGUUGGAAGGCUGCAAGGUCAUGUCUGAUUGCAAUGGGCUUAAUUGGAUUUUCCAACUCAAUUAUGGUGUUCUUCGGUCUAAAAGCUUAUUUGGUAAUGAAAAACUUGAUGUCACAGUCAACUUCUUCUGACAAGUUCAAAAGCAUUCAGCAGCAAUUACUACUUGCUCUAAUUCUGCAAACGUCGAUUCCAGUCCUCUUGAUGCAUAUUCCUGCAACCGCGAUUUACCUGACAAUAUUUAUGAGAAAGUCGAACGAGAUUAUAGGAGAAACCAUUGGGUUGACAAUUGCAAUGUAUCCUGCGCUGAAUCCUAUUCCAACGAUUUUAAUUGUCAAAAACUACCGGACUGUGUUGAUUAAUAUACUGGCUUAUGCCAAACGUCGAGUAUUCCGACAAACUGCGGUGACUCCACUUGUGCUGGCGGAUGUAACAACAAUCGCUAUGCAAAAUUUGGCCCCGAACUAG